AUGGCACAAGAGAAAAGGACAACCAAAUCUAAAUCCGAAUACUUUUUAGAUAAUGAUGAAGCAUCUUCAAGUAGUACAAUCAAAAAAAGGUUGAAAAGAGCCCCUACGGAAGACUCAGAAGAUGAAGUUAGUCUUGAAACUCAUAAAAAAAGAAGGAUUGGAGAAGGCCAGUUAGAAAAACUUUCUAUCAAUUACACCGUUGACAACAUUAUUCAAAAAACAAAGAAAGAUAAUAAUGAGCUCAUGAGUAUUCUUAGUGAUUUAAAUCUUGUUAAGGUUGCAAAAAAUAAGAUUACCGUCAGUUUUAAAGAAUCGAUGAUUAUUGAUCUACCACAAUUAAGCGAAAACAAAUUUCAAA
Molecule: messenger RNA, 358 nt
Organism: Racocetra fulgida
Lineage: Eukaryota; Fungi; Glomeromycota; Glomeromycetes; Diversisporales; Gigasporaceae
Source: the annotation of a GenBank genome assembly